This is a messenger RNA of Acanthopagrus latus (yellowfin seabream), 3219 nucleotides long. Its product is annotated as serine-rich and transmembrane domain-containing protein 1. The record is from RefSeq and is a predicted model, not a curated record. The coding region runs from base 677 to 1018 and encodes 113 amino acids. Lineage: Eukaryota; Metazoa; Chordata; Actinopteri; Spariformes; Sparidae. Gene Ontology annotation, cellular component: intracellular membrane-bounded organelle. The transcript has 2 exons.
GGUUAUCUGACCGUAUCGAUCAAGCAUUAUUGUUCCGUCCCAACGCUCCACUAUUGAGCAGCCUAUUAGCUGUGAGGAAUCUGUGCACGGUGGGAAAACGAGGGUACCAAAAGACAAGAGAAUAGAGCCGACUGUUAACGUGAUCAUUAUUGAAAGGUGAUGAGCGGCAGAGGGAAAAGUGGGAGGGCAGAGACGGAGGGAGGGGACGGGAUUAGAGUGAGCGCUUCACCCUCUCCUCUCCUCUUCACCACUUCUUAAGUGCAAGCCAACAAAACCUCCACAUCAGUAUCAUUCAUCAGCCACAGCCUCGUGUGUGUGUGUGUGUUUUCCUUUUUGAAUGCGAGCCCAUUCAUAGAUAGAGAGAGAGGGAGAGAAAGAGAGAGAGAGAGAGUCCACAUCUGACAGGGUCUGCUCCAGCUGUGGUGCUCGCGUGGUGUGUGUGUCUGAGAGUGUGUGUGUCACACUGAAUAGAGGGAGAGGAGGGAUAGUGAGAGAGGGAGAGUGAGAGAGAAAGAGAGAGAGAGAGAGAGAGCAGACAGGCACAGAGGGAAAAUCUCGGGGGCAACAGAUCUGGUUUUUGCUCGGCUGUGAAGACCAAACGCAACGGGAUGGAUUUCUGCUUGACGUGAGGAACUGCUGCCUCACACACACACACACACAAAACAAAAAAGCCAGGAUGUCGGGGAUGGACGUCCUGCUGGUGGACCACAACGACACCGCCCUCCCUCCGGCGGACAACGGCACCUUCCUGCGCUUCUCCCCGACCUCCGCUUCCACGUCGGCGGCCGCCUCGUCGCCAGGGCGCCCGGGCAACGUCUACGUCUACGUGUGGCUCUUCCUCGGCCUGCUGGUGUUCCUGCUGACGCUGCUCAUCAUCUCCCUCCACAGGCUGAAGAACAUCAUCUCCUCCUCGUCCUCGGUCCCCGACUGCAGCAGCGAGGGGGGCAGCUCCUUCACCAACAUGGAGAUCUGCAGCAUCUCGUCUCAGAGGUCCACCAUGUCCUCGCUGUCCACCUGAGGCAGGGGGGCACAGAGGAGGAGGAGGGGGGAUGUGUGAGGGCGAGAGAGAGACACUUCAUGGCAUCACACUUAUACUGAAGAUGUGAUGUCUUGAAGGGUGAGAGAGACUCUGUGGCUGCUUUCAACAGUUACAAACCAAUGAACCUGAGUGACUGCUGCCCUUCUUUCCUCAACAUUCAUCUCUGGCACUGUACUUGUCACAUUCAUUAUAGAACAAAUUGACUUUUUUUUCCCAGCUUCCAUGUGAUGGUUUCCCCCAGCAUGUCUCCCUCCAGUUCAGGAUUACAAUAGAAUCAAAGGGCCGUUACUUUGUACUACAGAAACGCAUGCUUCUGCCUCAGCUGUUCAGUUUGUGAUGCAGUAACUCUCAUUAUUUUACUUUUACCCAAGCCACCUUGCUGUGGAUGUAAAGGGCGAGGGGGGGAGAGACGAGGGGGUUGUGUCUCACACUGCUGACAAGGCCAGGUCAGAAGUGGCAAAAAAAAAACACAACACGAUGAAAUUCUGCUCCCUGAAAGACAAGAUCCACUGGCGCGGGGGAUAAUACCCACUCCUCCUCUUCCUGUCAGGGAUCGCACGGCUGAAGCUACAGCGGCCAGAUGGCCUCUGCCUGAAAAAGACGUCGUUUUUACCCCAACACUGCGAGUGAUGUAGCUUUCUUUGACGCAGCAACAAAAAAAUAUAUAUAUAUACACAUAAGGCUCGUUCAUCGCUGCAACACGAGGUUCAGUAACAGAGCCGGCGACGAUGGCGUUGCAAGGGAGUCAGAUCUGUGCUCUUUCCUCACAAAUCCUCUUUGUUCUCACGGUAAUCUUUCCAGGUGAUGGUACCCCAUCAUCAGCCAAACUCUUUGGGUUUAGAGUCUGCCGGAAAAGCUUUAAUCAUGAAAACUGGCAGAGGGAGUCGCAAAACAUAAGUAUAUAAAAACCCAUCGGUCUGUUCCAAGUUGACUUACCGCAUCUACUCUACAACCCCGAUUCCAAAGAAGUGGGACGCUGUGUAAAACAGAAAUAAAAACAGAAUGUGAUUAUUUGCUGAUCUUUUUUUUGUUUUAUUCUUUUUGACGCCGACUCCAUAGAAAACAGUACACAGACGACACAUCUUGUGGUUUUGUUUUUAAACGGCAUCAGCUUCAUGGAUCCCUGUAAAUACACGGUUAUUUUGAUUUCGAUGCCUUCAAGACGUUUCAAAGAAGUCUGGAAAGGGGCAACAACACCUGUCUGGAUCAUUCAACAGGUGAACGGGUGGACUGGUCCUCGAACAGCUCAGUCAUUCGGGUCAAGGAUGGGGUGAGGUUCAAGACUUUGUGGAACACAUGACUGUAUCAAGGAACAUUUUGUAAAAAAAAAAAAACAAUUGCAUUUUGUUUCCAUUUACGCAACGUCCCAGCGUCUUUGUAACAUUGCUCUAUUAGUUAGGACUAGACACUGUAGAUUAUGGAUCUUUACUGUCUGAGUUUGUCAUGUACGUAAAGCCAAACACACUGGAGAAUACGAAAAAAGCAACAUUAUGUAACUUUUUCCACCUUACAGUAACAGCUUGAGAAUCAUUUGAUGGUACAGUUUCUCGUAAUUGGGUGGAUGGCGUCUCCGUCACAGAGGCUCUGUGGAUGAGUACCUUGUGAAUGUGAGCACAAACAAGUGAAAGCACACUUUUUUUUUUUUUUUAAAAAGGUCCCAUUUGAAAGAAAAGUUCAUUUUUGAGUCUCAUUUUCAAAUCGUCGCUGGUGCUAUGGAGGUGGCGACCGACCUGACGUACCAUCCCAGAGCGUCAGUAAUUGACGAGUUGGGAAUGACAGUCAAAAAAUCAGCUUUUCUUGUAAAUAGGACCUGUAAAGAAAAUUGUUGUCCAAAUACAGUUUCAAUCCACUUCAGAAUAACAUUGUUGCCAGAAAAAAAAAAAUACAAAAAUACAAAAAUAGGUUCAGCCACUGAUGAACCUGUAUGCACACCAAUCAAAUUUCAUAACGUCCAGGACCUUUUUGGUUUGAUGUAGCACAAAACAUGCACGUUUCAAAGUCAAGUCGUUUUCCAGUUAACCAAAAAAAAAAAAAAGAAAAAAAAAAAGAAGCAGAAUCAUUGUUUUAGUUUGCUGGUGUUGAAACAAACCUGUACAGAUUUUUUUUUUUGUUGUUUUAAAUUUGAGCUCUUUUUUUUGCCAACACAGACAGUGUUCGGUGGAGAUACAAAAAAAAAAAAA